Molecule: messenger RNA, 2052 nt
Organism: Cryptomeria japonica (Japanese cedar)
Lineage: Eukaryota; Viridiplantae; Streptophyta; Pinopsida; Cupressales; Cupressaceae
Exons: 2
Coding region: 120-974 (284 amino acids)
Source: RefSeq, a predicted model, not a curated record
CCUAAGACCAUCCUCUGAAUAAAAUCAGAGUCCAAACCCCAAUAGAUAUCAGAAGACAGCAAAUUUAGAAAAGGCUAAGGAGUCUCAACAGGAUAGAAGAUCGCUCAUCAGCUGCCACAAUGAGUUCUGAGAUAAGCAGCAGGUGCGAAGCCCUACGAAAGGCAGGAAAUGAGAUAUAUUCUCAAGUGCGCGAUGGCUGUUAUGGGCCUUGUGUGUUGAGGCUCAAACUGGACAAAGCUCAUAAGCUAUACGAAGAAGCUCUUAAAGCAGCAGGCCACGAUAAGAGCGAAAUAGCAUCGAGUUAUAAAAAUCUGGCAGCAGUAAAUUGUGUUUGGGGAAAAUCAGAAUGGCAAAUAUACAUGAAAGAGUCUGAAGGAAGUAGCGAAGCUUUGCAGGCAAUCAGGGCCGCCAAACAGCGAAUAUCAAAGUCCCUUAAAUUUUAUUUACUGGCUUCUGAAUUGGGGGAAUCUGGUGCUAAACCGAAAAUAUGGGUAACACAGGUACAAGAGACUAUAGCUGAUAAAAUCUUUGGGUGGGUAGCUGAACAGCUUGAGGCUAAUGGUGUAUGCUUUGAGCCCAUACUAGUCGAUCUGUGUGCACAGUUAGAAACUGGCAGAUCCAACACGGAAAAAGAGUUAGCAACUAUUUUUUAUAUGUUUCAUGUCUCAUUCAUCUUUAAUCAGGGCUUCAAAUACAUCACCAGCGAAGAUGAAGGAGAAGAAAGAAGACUUGAAGAAAGUGGUUACAAACGCUGCUUGAAUGCAAUCAAGGAGUGUUAUCUGCCAUUAAGUAAGGCAGAGGGUAUUGCCUAUUCCACAAAUGAUAAUGAUUUGAUAAAAAAAUUUCAGGAGCUGAAGGAACAGGUGUUGCUAGCUGAAUUUAUAUUUGAAUCUACACAAGCCCGUUGUCAAGGAGAUGCAAUUCUUGAGAGGGCUUUAUUUGAGGAUGAAGCAGUGAGCAAGGAACUAGUGUAGGAUGCCAUUGAUUGGUAUAGGCAUUCUGUUUCGCUUAGCAAAGAGAAAAAUCCAGAGAGUGAUGCUAUUGCCCUCAGCCGAAUUGGGAAAGUAUAUUCAUCUGUCUUGAAAUCAGAAAAACAUGCCUAUCCUUACCACUUAGAAAGCACAGAAAUUGCCCAAGAAAUCAUGUGUCCACGUAUAGCAGAGUCCGAGUGGUAUAAGUACUCAUCAUUGAAGGUGCAUCAAUACCAAAUCGAACAAAAGGCAAAUGCAGAGAGGAUUGAAGAAGAAAUUAAUGUGAUUAAGGUGGAAGGGGAGAAGAGCUCGCAGUCCUUUUUGAACUUCAUAUACAAAGAACACAGUCAUCCAGAUCCGAAGAAAGGUCAGAUGGGUAAAAUUGAUACUCCUGCAAAUGUUAAGGCCACUCUUCGAAAAGCCAUACAAGCAUACCACCCUGAUAGUAACAGUUCCUUUCACCAGGACUGGAAGAUUUUGUGCGAAGAGAUUACAAAAAUAUUAAACUGCAAAUAUAGAGCCUUCAAAUAAAUAGAUCAUGAUCGCUGUCCUCAGAAUCAGACAGGCUUUCGAUGUUAGUAAGGAAAGCACCGGGCAUGUCUCGAUUCAUUGUGGUUCUUUCAAAAUAAAAGAUUUUUCUCGUUGCUUCUCUAUUGGUUUCUCAUACCAGUCCACCAUGCUGGAACUCAAUCAUGGCAGGACAUAUCAUCUCUACCAGUAUUAAACUUCAUCAAGAGUGUCCAGUCAAGCUCCAGUUUAAGCUUGAAUAUGAGAUAUACUAGGAAUAGAAUUGAAGUCAUGGCAUUUUGAUGACAUGAAGCGCCUUUAAUGUAGAAUCUUCUACUUGCAGUUGGUUCACAUUUUAGGAUUAUUAAUAAUAUCAGUUUUUAGGAUUGUUGAUAUUCAAAAUUAUUGGUUGAAUAUUAGCAAUAGAAUUGAAGUUUGGAGGAUUUUGGCUGUCAACAAAAUCAGGAACGCUGGUUUAGUGCUGCUAUUAAUUAGUGGAAUAUUUUCAAAAGCUUCCUACACUGUUUUGAAUCUGUCCAAAGUUCUAAUGAGUAUAAAAACAAAUAAAAUGUAU